UCGUUGGCUCCGUCGAUUGUUCGCUCCAUGAGUCCAUCGACACGGAUCUGAUGAUCCGCCAUUGGAUCUACAUCUCCUCCAUGGCGGUGCGCGAAGAGUUCAGGAGGAGGGGAUGUGGUCAACUUCUUCUCGAGGGCUGCGAGGGGAUUGCGAGACGAAAUUAUGGAGUCAGCGAGAUCUACUUGCAUGUUGAGGAGGAGAACGCUGGAGCGCUGAAGAUGUACAAGCAAAGUGGCUUCACAUCAUCAGACAUGCGCAACCCAACGAUCAACAGGAUGGACAGACUUCUCCGACUUGUUCUGCGGGUCCCAAAGGCUGCCACGUUGUACAGUAGAAGGAUUUUCAAGGACUUGCUCGAGGAGGAGGACGUGGAAUUCCAGUUGGCAGAAGCUAUGCUCCCUUGAUACACUUGACUUGUAAUAUACAUCAUGGCUGCAUGCUCAAGGGCUGGAAGUUUCGGCGCGCAGCAGACUACACGAUAGCAGAUUUGACGAGUUGAGAACAGUCAGGAGAGGAGGGAGGAGAGGAACCUGACAGGGAAGCUGGAGUGAAGAAGAAGGGAGCAAGAGAACAGCCUCCGACGUCAUGAGAGAGCGAAGGCAUGAUGAUGAAGUAGCAGGGAGGGGAAACUGGACCGAAGCAAGAGCAUUCCGGAUGAAACAACCAAUCCAGCAC
Molecule: messenger RNA, 675 nt
Organism: Guillardia theta CCMP2712
Lineage: Eukaryota; Cryptophyceae; Pyrenomonadales; Geminigeraceae
Exons: 7
Coding region: 81-404 (107 amino acids)
Biological process (GO): mitotic sister chromatid cohesion
Cellular component (GO): cytoplasm; NatA complex
Molecular function (GO): N-acetyltransferase activity
Source: RefSeq, a predicted model, not a curated record